Pseudogymnoascus destructans is the source of this 4094-nucleotide messenger RNA. RefSeq lists its product as uncharacterized. NCBI's taxonomy places the organism in Eukaryota, Fungi, Ascomycota, Leotiomycetes, Thelebolales, Thelebolaceae. The record is from RefSeq and is a predicted model, not a curated record. The transcript is spliced from 3 exons. Bases 1708 to 3654 code for a protein of 648 amino acids.
GGGCAAAUGUGCAAAUUAAAGAGAUGUUGAACCCGUACAUCAGUCCGUCAGCUCCUCUUUUCCUCUUUUCUCUUUUCCCCCUCUCCUCUCUGCCGCGCCUUUUUUCUAGUUCGCAGGUGACAAAGUACGUCGAUUUCUUACAUCUCGCCGGAGACUAGGUAGAGUGCCUACACCGAAUGAGCUCAAUUGUGCCAGGUAAGAUGGGGUCAAUGUCGUCGUUGCGAUUGGUCCCGAAAUCCACAAGGCUGGGAACAGUGUCAAGUAUAUUCGGCCCUUCAGACGCGGAACGCGACAGACGCGACCAAGACACGAACCCAACACGUCUCGUCGUCCACACAUUAGAGCGUUUUAGUUUUCGCUUUCCCCAUCUGAAGAUUGGCUUGGUGAUGUCUAUGGGUCCCACGAUGGGUCCUUUGAAUCCUGCAAGACACAUUCGGCGCGAUAUAUGAGGGGAAACGCCCAAUAUUCUCCACAAUACUGAGCAUAGCCUUCACCCAGAGCAAGACCCUUCCCCCUGUCUACCCCGCUCUUUAUGGUUUUACGCAGGUCUUAAGUUCUUGCGUACUGGAAUCGCGCGAUGCAUGACGUAUUUACGCGCUUUUCACCAGACAUCGGUCGCCAUCCAUUGACCAAUCCGACACGUCUUUUCACUUUUCGCCCUCAGUCCCCAUUAUCAACUUUCGAUGUUGAGUGGCGGCCAAGGAGGCGGCCCACCCAAGCAGAUGGGGUUCUGAGCUGGCAUCGAGUGCGCUUUGGAAUGUGGAGCACAUGCCCAGACUUGUCCAACACCGCGCUCGUUGGACGCCUGCAUAAUGGCGGCGAGAAGAUCAAUCUUUUAUGACGUUAUACGAGGGUGGGCGGCACUGUGCUCUGGAUAGUUGGGUUCGAUGCCUGGGGUUCGAUGCAUAGUAUCACAGCCACCAGAGUGAGGAAAGGAAGCACAUACAGUAGGUGAGUGCAUAAGGAGAUUUUACAGAUUGUCCGAACAUGGGCGCCGUUGUCUCUCAAGAUACUUAGGUUCAAUCCAUAGCAUCGCGGAUAUCACCGGGAAGACAAGCCCAUGAGCGAGGCCAAAAAAGGCAGGCCUUGGAGGUCUCUAUCUCCAUUUUAUCAUGUUCAGCUACUCAUAACACCCUCUUCCCUUCCUCUGGUUUGUCACGUGCUUCACUUCGUUCUUUAUUGUCUGCAUAUCUUACUUUUCAAAAUGUUCUUUCAAUAAACCGGGAACAUUACUUCUCCUAGACCUGCUUGCUUGCUCUAUAUAGCUGAACAAUCAUUUGUUUUGAAAAUUUACUAUCAACUUUGGUAUUAAAGCCGAAUCCGGGAAUGUUGAGGAUGCUCUUUGCUUUCGCUUCAGGCCCCCUUUGUUCUGUCGUCGCUUGCAGCCAGGAAUGCGGCGGAAAUCGAUCAAGCCAUGAAAGAACUUCAAAGAAAACCCUAUGCUUCCGACCUUUUAUGCCCCAGUGCCCCCCAGAAUAUGUGCUCUAUGCUUCACGAGAGUGCUACAGAACCUUCGAAGUCGAUCUCAAGCCUGGUUUCCAGAACAAACCACUUUGCGAUACAGCCAGGUCAAACGCAAGGCAUAUAUAGACAUACCUGAAGCACAUCAUACUUUUGCUCGUUGAGACAUAGUUUUCAAAUCUCCAACACCGAAACAAUAACAAGGAAUCCGGAAUCUACCUCGCUGGUAGUGCUCUUGGAGCGAGAAUGGCAUCUCAGGAGACAGAGCAACGGCUCAGCACGUAUCGCGGCAGACCCCAACCACCCGUCAAUGAGCGCCUGCAACAAAUCUACAAUUUUUUGGCCGACGAAGAUUACUACCGUUGCAUAAACUUCACCGAAAAGCUCCGGGAUAUCAAGGACUACAUCACUGAUCUGGAGACUGGAAAGCAAAUCUUUGUACUCAUUGACGAGAAUCUCUUGAGUUUAAUACUCGACCAAAUUAAGAUCCAUGAUCGAUGGAUUGAAGAGGCAACUAAAAUCACACCUUUCGAAUUCAAUUCUCCCCUCCUUAGACACCACAAUCGCUUCGGUCUUCCUGGGUGGGAACCCAAGCCCGGAUUGAUCAAUUUUGAGCUUGCGGACCUCCCGACUUAUGAGAUGGAUACCCCUAUAAUAGAAGCAAAGCUACAUGUAACUUUGCAAGAAGACACCGGCAGAAAGCUGCCCAAAGAACCAGAUCCAUUUGAGUACACGAGAAAGGUCGCUAGAUAUCGAGAGAGUCAAGACGUGAUAGCUCAGACUGUCAGAGAGCGUCAUAACAGCGGCGACGCCUUCGCAUUCAACCUUUUGCCGCGGAAUUUUAAGGGGCCUUGGGUACCUCCAGCACCGGCAGCGCUAUUAAAGAAAUGGGAAGAGAUGCGGGAAAGGCUCAUAGAUCUCAGUAGUGAUCUACUAUAUACGCAAAAGCUGGCUCCACGACUCUCUAUCAACCAAGUUGCACAUAUGAUAACGACGAUUUUCAAGACUACUAGUCCGCCAAACACCAUAUUGAUGGAAGACGAUUUCACCUAUGCCGACAUGGCAAAGCUUCGUGUUCUCACAGAGCCCUCCACUCACCGAACCAAGCCAUCCAAUCUCCGGGGACCAUAUCUCACUUUUGUGGCUAGAGUCAACGGUAUUAUCCGCAGCACUGAUACUUGGCCCGAGGAGGUUGAGGAACCGGUGAAGGUAGGUGAUCUGCUUGACAAAGUAACUUCAAAGGGGCCGCUUAAUCUGGACCAUCAUGAGAUGAUGUGGACGCUGGAACUUAUGCAUGGGGAUGGAAAUCUCAGGUACGACAAGGCCCUGAAUGUAGUGAGGGCGCCGUAUCCAAAUAAUCACCCGGAGGAUAGGGCUACUGCUGGCUCCGGGAGAUGGAGCGUCGGCUCACUCGGCGUCACACUGAGCGAAUGGGCCUACCUCGGCCUGCGCCUCGCAAACGCAACCAUGAAGAUCUCAGCCCAAGUUGAGGCUGCACACGCGGAUGACAAGUACAUGGAACUAGUGGUACUUGAGCACACAAAGAACCUAGCGGAGCGGCUCCGAGCCUGGGAGAAAGAGGUUGACGCCGCGAAUGGCAGCCCCAGCCUUAUUGAAAUCGCUACUCCUCUAGUCAAGGAAGUCGAUAGGGGGGAGCUUACUGAAGAACUCGCCCUCAAAAUCCUGCAGGAGGAGAUCGUCGAAGAGAGCAACCGCAACUGGGAACCACGCGCCUCCCCAACGACAAUAUGGGACUGGACUGGGAAGCGUGACCCCCUGACCGAAGAGUGCUUCUCCAUCGACCGCUGGACCCCGUCGAUCCAACACAUCGGCGACGUAGACAAAGAGAACAUGUACCUCGAAUGGGCUAGGAAUCAAAUGCCCGACAACCCUGCAGACGGCCGCUCCCAGAAGCGGAGGAAGCUCAUCCCAGGCGAGCCAGUGUUUCCCCUGGGCGAAACGGCAAAGCAGGAAGAGGCUAUAAGUAACAGAAUUGACGGGCAACUUCGCGAUCUUGGGAAUAAGAAGUUUGAGGGGAUAUAUGGGCCUGAGGGGUCCUAUACUCUGAGGCAGAAGGCUGCUCGAGAGGCGGAGGAGAAGGCGAAGGCGGCGGCGGAGGCAAAGGCCAAAGAACUGGCAGCAGGGGGGAAGGGUAAGGAACCAGAGUCAGAGGCUCAGGCUACGGUGCUGUAGACAAACCCGGCCGAACGAGCCGAGCAGGCGGGGACAGAGGCGUAGAUGGAUAUAGGGCCGCAGACGGAGAGAGACGCACAGACGGAGAUAGAGGCACGGAAGGAGUUAGAGGCACGGAAGGAGAUAGAGGCACGGAAGGAGGGGCACAGACAGACGCUGCAGAGCCACAGGUCGACAAAUCUGAGUCAGGGGCGCUGAUGAAUGAACCUGAGGCAGAGGAAUUGAUGAACGAAACCUGAGACACAGUAUCAGAUGGAGAUGAUAGGGGGGUACAAUCUUUUGUUGAGUUUUUUUACCAUGUAGGUCACUUCGGAUAUGCAAGCCUACCGUUAUGUCUGGGAUCGUCUGUUCUACAUUUUUAGUUUUCUGAGCCGAGUCAGAAGUUUAUCUAGUUUCCCUACUGGAGUUAAAUAUGCAAUAUCACAGAUAAUCAUUUUGGG